AUGCCUCUCCUUGAGAUCCCAAGAUCAAAUCGGAUUGUUGAUGUUCAGAUAAUCGAUACCACUUUUCGCAUCAAAGAUGGCCCGCUUUCCGUUUUUAUGGAGCCGGUUAUUGAAGGCCAACAAAAGCUAAAUGUUGGGGCGUUCGGGUACCUUAUUACUCAUAGAAGCCCCUCGUCUGGGUUUGGAGAGGAGAGUGUCCAAAGAGUGCUAUUUGACCUCGGACCGCCAAAAGAUUGGAAGUCGGAUUUACCGGAACCCCUUGUAAAAAGGAUUAGCACUUGGGAAAAUGACGGGGCUACCAUUACCGUUGAAAAAAAUAUAUCCGAGGUACUAGAAAUUGGCGGAGUCGACCUGAAUACUAUUGAUGGUUUAAUGUGGAGCCAUGCGCACUGGGAUCACAUGGGCCGUCCCUCCCUCUUUCCGCCAUCUACAAAUCUCAUCGUCGGACCAUCCAUUCGCUCCAAAUUCGCUCCAGGCUAUCCCGAAAACCCUGAUGCCCCAUUCUUCUCACGCGAAUUUUCCGGUCGAGAAGUGGUCGAACUUUCAUUCGAAUCUUCAAACCUAACAAUAGGAGGCAUGAAAGCUAUAGACUUCUUUAACGACGGAAGCUUCUACAUCAUCGAUGCACCCGGCCAUGCUGUUGGGCAUAUAAACGCCCUAGCAAGGACCACUACUUCACAAGAUGGUUUAAAUGAUUCAUUCAUCUUCCUUGGGGCAGAUUCAUACCACUUAGGCUCACAACUACGACCAAACUCAUAUACCCCUCUUCCUAGCUCCGUCGAAAUUCCAAGUUUUCUACCCUGUCCCUGUCCUGGUGAGCUUUUCGAACGGAUCCACCCGCUUCCGGUGGGUGGAGAUCCAUCUCUUACCCCGUUUCAUAUAAUUCCUGAAAAAUCGGUUGCGAUAAAUUUCAAAGACGCACGUGAAGUUAUCAGUAGGAUCCAGGUGUUCGAUGCGGAUGAGAGGGUACUUGUUCUGAAUGCUCAUGAAUGGAACUAUUAUGAUGUGCUGGAUGUGUUUCCUGAGAGUGCUAACGAAUGGAAGAGGAAAGGCUGGAAGGAGAAGGCGAGAUGGAGGUUUUUAGGAAGUUUCCAGGGGGCAGUAGAUCUGAUUUUUACCGAUAGGGCGUAG
Orbilia oligospora ATCC 24927 is the source of this 1131-nucleotide messenger RNA. RefSeq lists its product as uncharacterized. The transcript has 2 exons. The record is from RefSeq and is a predicted model, not a curated record. Bases 1 to 1131 code for a protein of 376 amino acids. Lineage: Eukaryota; Fungi; Ascomycota; Orbiliomycetes; Orbiliales; Orbiliaceae.